UAGUCAAAUUUCUCAAAUCACAUUUUAAAGCUCAUUCCUCUUCUUCUUCUUCUUCUUCUUCUUUUUCUCUGUUCACUUGAACCGAAUUUACUUUUCUUUUCUUCGUUGAAUCGAAUCGUUACGGUGUCGUUUUAUUGAGAUGGAGAGAGAUUUUCUCGGUUUAUCUUCGAAGGCUUCUCUGGUUACUGUGAAAGAAGAGGCUUGUGAUGGCUCUAAGGAUUCAGUAGCAGCGUUGAAGAGUUCAGGGAUGCAAUUGUCUUUCUCAAGCGAGGUUUCUGCCAUUCCUCAGUUUCUAUCUUUCAAGGCUUCUCAAGAAGACAGGCAAAGAGAGAUGGCUCAUGAUUCUGUAUUUUCAUCUGGAUAUAUGUCUAUGUCUACUACUGACGCUUUUAAUUGCAACCAGAAACCUUAUGCUGGCAUGGUCCAGAAAACUACUGUUCUUGAUAAGCAAGGGGGAAACCACAGCGUGAUGAAAAACUAUGCAAUGCAACACUUAAAUGCAAACCAAGUUCAAAGGCCUCAGGAAAUGAGGAUGUUCCCAAUCUCCAGCAAACUCAAUCAGACAAUUGUUGUGUCUAUGACCACUCCAGUUCUUCACUCCCACCUUAACUCCACUGGACAGAGUGUGGAUGGUAAUACCAUUAACUCACAACCUCAUGGUGGAGUUUCAAUCAAAUCUCCAGUUUCUGUCCUUGUCCCCACAAGUUCCAUCAUUGGUACCACUGAUAUUAGGAAUGCUUCCGAACCUAAGGGGGCACCAGCUCAGUUGACCAUCUUUUAUAACGGAUCUGUCUGUGUCUAUGAUGAUGUGUCACCUCAGAAGGCUCAAGCUAUCGUGUUAUUGGCUGGAAAUGGGUCCUCUCUGACUGAUAAUAAGACACUUCCUGCUGCUCAGGUGCAAACCUGUGUCCUGGGGCCAUCUGUAGGUGAUGGUUAUAAAGGGGAAAAUUCCCAUAUUACAUUACCCUGCCCAGGCCUUCCAGGCACUAUUUCUAUGACCUCCCAUGUUAGCUCUGAGUCAGGUGGAGGACCUAGUUACACUAAAGAAAUAACAGUGGUGAAACCAAUAUCAGUUCUGUCUUCUAAAAACCAACUGGAGCCUGCCAAAUCAAGUGGCUCAGUAGGAUCUGCGGCUACAUCUCUCAUUCAAACUGUGGCCGUGCCUCAGGCUCGUAAAGCAUCCUUGGCACGAUUUUUGGAGAAGCGCAAGGAAAGGGUGUUGAGCAUGACACCAUACAAUGUCAACAAGAAGUCUUCAGACUGCAAUAGCCCUGGAUCUGAGGGUUUAAGUUUGACAGUCAAUUCUUCUGGCCUUUGCUUUCUUCCAACUCUCGAUUAGCAGUAAAAGGCCAGCCUGGUGCAUGACCCAGGAGACCGAAACCAAAAUCAAACACCAAAUGUAAAAAGAAGAAGCUCAAAUUUAUUUUAGCUCUACGGUAAGCAUAAUUCUUUCAACUUCAUUAAAUUUUAGCUCCAUAGGUAUGUGAUAUAUUUUUGUUUGUCCGUUUAUUGUGAUCGGAUUCAUUUCUUCCGAUAACAAUAUGAAGUCCUUACCAUAAUAUGCUAUGAAGUACUUAAAACACAUUAGAAUUACAUUUUUAUUUCCACGGUCUCCCUGUAUUUAAUUUUUGUAGGCCUUUGAUAGUUAAAUAAAUAUGGUAGUAGCACUGCUAUUUCGUAUCAGAUAUUGUAUAUAAAGAGUAUAUAUGGACAAUUUGUUUUACUAUUAUAUCAAAAGAAGUGCAUUAUAUCA
Mangifera indica (mango) is the source of this 1753-nucleotide messenger RNA. RefSeq names its product protein TIFY 6B. The record is from RefSeq and is a predicted model, not a curated record. Lineage: Eukaryota; Viridiplantae; Streptophyta; Magnoliopsida; Sapindales; Anacardiaceae. Gene Ontology annotation, biological process: response to wounding; regulation of defense response; regulation of jasmonic acid mediated signaling pathway. The transcript is spliced from 7 exons. Gene Ontology annotation, cellular component: nucleus. The coding region runs from base 140 to 1339 and encodes 399 amino acids.